Messenger RNA from Capronia epimyces CBS 606.96, 390 nucleotides. RefSeq lists its product as uncharacterized. The record is from RefSeq and is a predicted model, not a curated record. The coding region runs from base 1 to 390 and encodes 129 amino acids. NCBI's taxonomy places the organism in Eukaryota, Fungi, Ascomycota, Eurotiomycetes, Chaetothyriales, Herpotrichiellaceae. The transcript has a single exon.
AUGAAAACAUACCAAGAACCAGGAUCUCUGGUGUUCGCCCAGAUCGUCCAAGACAUCAGGGACACCACUUUGGCCACCUCUGAGAGCGUAACGGACUUCGCCAACAAACUCCGCCGGCUCAACAACGAGGCAGAACGAGUGGGAGCCCACUGUAAGCUCCCGGAGACCUGGAUGGUCCAGAUGUUCAUUCGAGGACUCGAUGAAGAAUUCGAGAGUUUCAUUACCAGUUUUUGCCUGAGUCACUCGAUCGUGGGCGAAGGAGGCUCAGCCCCCGUCACCUUUGACCUAAUCGUCAAAAAGGCCUCCGAACACGAGAACCUUGUCCGCAACUUGGCCGCCUUUCGCGCCCGAGCUGCUGCUGUCAAGGUCACCGCUACCAGACAAAAAUGA